CGUUCACGGACAACACAGCACUAGUGACGACGUAGGGGCACUUCUUGUGUUGUUAGCUUAGCGGUGCUAACUUACGAAUACAUAAACAGUAACAACACCUGUUACACCUGUGUUUAACCCGUUACGGUCUAUUUUCUUUGUUUUUAUUUAAAGUUUAUAACUGAAGUUUAUUUCUGCGAUGGGAUUUGUAACAUUAGCUGCAGAGGUUGGAUUUAUACGAGCAAACGUGAGCUAGCUCCCGGCUAAAAAAAGAAAAAGGUGUGUUUGUCUCUCCUGCAGAGCUGCAGACUGUCCGUGCUGUGUUUACAUCCCUGCUGUCGUUUCAAUGGGGAAAAGGAAAGACAUGAUUCACCCCAGGUUUCUCGGUGAAGGCGGCUCGAGCCUGCACAGCGUUCACAAGCGCAAGCACAAAAAACACAAGAAGCACAAGAGGAAGCACCACAGCUUCCCAGAGAUGCCAGAACCCGAGCCCGUGCCCAUCAUGAUCCCUCGGCCUCCGUCACAGCUCCGACUCAAGAUCAAACUGGGAGGACAGACACUGGGUACCAAGAGUGUUCCCACCUUCACCGUGCAUCCAGGUGUGGCUUGUCCUCCGUCUCCCCUGAUGAUCAUUCAUAAUAAUGAUGUUGAUGACGACGACGACGACGAUGACGAUGAUGAGGAGGACGACGAUGAGCCCUCUGUGCCUCUGGAGCAGUAUCGGGCCUGGCUGGAUGAAGACAGUAACCUUGCCACAUCCCCUAUGCCAGACAUGGACUCGGACUCCAUGCUGGGCGGUCCAGUGGACGAGGAGGAGAGGUGGCUUGACGCUCUGGAGAAAGGAGAGCUCGACGACAACGGGGAGCUGAAGAAGGAGGUCGACGAGUCUCUGCUCACAGCGAGACAGAAAGCCCUGCUGCACAAGCAGCAGAGCCAGCCUCUCCUGGAGCUCCCCAUGGGCUACAAGGAGAAAGAGAUGACGGCGGAGAUGAUGCAGAAGCGGGAGGAGCGAGCCAGAAAGAGACGCCUGCAGGCCGCCAAGAAGGCCGAAGAGAACAAGAACCAGACGAUAGAGAGACUGACAAAAACCAGCAAGGCCAAGAUCAAAAGCAUGAAAGAGAGGAAGUCCAAGCUGAAUCAGUGCCCCAUGAUCCGGUACAGCGACUCCGCCAAGGGAUUGGCCAUCUCCUUCCCCACGGGGGUCACUGCUCCAGCUCCGACGGCGCCACGUCCUCCACCGGCGGCUCCGGUGAACUGCGGCGUCAGCGGCUGCACCAACCUGAAGAAGUACUCGUGCUCGAAGACCGGAGUUCCUCUCUGCAGCCUCGAGUGUUACAAGAGGAACCUGCUGCUCGUUCAGAGCGCGGCUUGAACUUUUUUUUUCCCAGGACGUGGAAGAUAUGAUUUGAACUCAGGAAUCCAGCAUGGAUUCACUUUUUUAUCUCCGUCUUAUUAAUAAUGGCUUUUUCCCUGCAGUGAUGCUGGUUACACAGUUCAAUUAUGUACACUGUAAACUCUGUGUACCAGCCUGAACAUGACACAUUAUUUAUGAUCUCUAUCCGUUGGAAAAAAAUGAAUGAAAAGAAUAUUUUUGUAAAAGUUUGGAGGCAGAGUAUGAUUGUUUCCACGAGCUUGAACUCAUUUUGAUUCAUCAAUAAUGUAAAAGGUAAAAACCACAAUAAACAAGAAACUGUUUUUGCUUCUUCAA
Messenger RNA from Larimichthys crocea (large yellow croaker), 1687 nucleotides. RefSeq names its product INO80 complex subunit B (gene ino80b). The record is from RefSeq and is a predicted model, not a curated record. The transcript has 6 exons. Bases 326 to 1351 code for a protein of 341 amino acids. Gene Ontology annotation, cellular component: Ino80 complex. Lineage: Eukaryota; Metazoa; Chordata; Actinopteri; Sciaenidae. Gene Ontology annotation, biological process: chromatin remodeling.